UUUCUAUGGCCCCAUCUUUGCUGGUUGGAAUUUUAAAAAACCGAUACUGGGCUCAUAGGAGAUGGUGAAUUUCCAGAGAGAUCGAGAGAGAGAGAGAGAGAGGGAGAGAGAAGCUAAUUUAGACUUUAAACUGAAGGGUGCUCCAGCUUAAAAAAAAAAAAAUUUCCUGGGUCCAACCUUCUCAAGAAAACCCAACCCAGUUUGAGUUCUCUUAUCCCAGCUUCAGAGCAGAGAUUCCAGAGAGUUUUAGAGACCAGGCUUUUAGUUAGUCUUUUAAUUCAUUUAAAUUUUUUUGGGAUAAAUUUUGGGAGAAAAAAAAUGUCACUGAUUCAAAGAUUAACAACUUGCUGUUAGAUCAGCAGGACAGAAAUAUACAACAUACUUGUCUAACCUUCAUAUAUUCAUAACAGAACCACCAGUAGAGUUUGGUGCUUAUAAAAUAUGGAUUUUUUUGACAUCUUCUAGAAUCAUUCUCCCACUGGGUGACAUUUACUGAAGCUGGAAUGUGAGUCCUUCUGUUCUGAUAGUGCUUCUUUUCUUUUCUACAUUGCUUCUUGGUUUUUUAUACCUUUCUAUUCUUUUUUUCCCAUUUUUACAUUCAUAGAUCUCUGUGUAAGAGCUGCAGAAAAUGAUCAACUUCCAGGGAUCAGUGACAUUCCAGGAUGUGGCUGUGGACUUCACCCCAGAGGAGUGGCAGCUGCUUGACUGUGAUCAGAGAACCUUGUAUUGGGAUGUGAUGUUGGAGAACUUUAGAAACCUCAUCUCAGUGGGGGGCCCCGGUACCAAAACAAAAGGCAUCUUCAAGGCAGAGCAAGGACAAGAGCCAUGGCUGGGGGAGGGAGAGAACCCACGCUGGCGCUGUCCAGAAGCUGAUUGCCUACUUGUUGAUGAAUCAGAGAAGCACCAGGAAAGCAAAGACAAUUUUUUGAAUUCAGUUUUGUUCACAUUCAAUAAAAUUCUGACUAUGGACAGACUCCAUGGUUAUAACAUGAGCACAAGUCUUAAUCCUACAAGAAAAAAAUCAUAUAAAUGUAAAUUAUAUGGGAAGAGUUUGCAACCUACUUUAGACUUACUUAGUUACGAUAGAUGUUGUACUGGAAAAAACUCAUAUGAAUGCACUGAAUGUGGGAAAGCCUUCAAAAAGAAAUUUCAUUUCAUUAGACAUGAAAAAAAUCAUACAAGAAAAAAACCUUUUGAAUGCAGUGACUGUGGGAAAGCCUAUAGCAGGAAGGCGCACCUUGCAACUCAUCAGAAAAUCCAUAACGGAGAGAGACCCUUUGUGUGCAAUGAUUGUGGGAAAGCAUUUAUGCAUAAAGCACAACUGGUGGUCCAUCAGAGACUCCACACAGGAGAGAAACCUUACGAAUGCCAUCAGUGUGGGAAGUCGUUCACUUGGAACUCCUCCUUUACCCAGCAUGUGAAAUCCCAUACACUUGAGAACUCAUUUGAAUGUAAGGAAUGUGGGAAAACCUUCAGGUAUAGCUCAUCCCUUUAUAAACAUUCUCGAUUUCAUACAGGAGAGAAACCCUACCAAUGUAUUGUAUGUGGCAAAGCCUUUGGUAACACAUCUGUGCUUGUUACACAUCAAAGAAUUCAUACAGGAGAGAAACCAUAUGGGUGCAUCGAAUGUGGCAAAGCCUUCAUCAAGAAGUCACAUCUGCUUAGACAUCAGAUAACUCAUACAGGAGAGAAGCCCUAUGAAUGUAACAGAUGUGGGAAAGCCUUUUCCCAGAAGUCAAAUCUUAUCGUACAUCAGAAAAUUCAUACAUAAUAUUCAUGUUGAAUACGACAAAGCCUUAAAUAUUAGAUAAAUCUUAUUAAAACAGAAUUCAUGGGGAGAAAUCCACCAAUUUGAAUGGAUUUGGAAGAGUAGAUUCCCACAAAAAAGAAUCAGUGCCAUCAUGUUUUAGAAGUGAUAAUAAAAUUUUUACAGAAUAAGGUCACAGAAAACAUUUAUAAAUAACAGCGCUUAGAAAGUAAGCAUAAAUUAGUCAAGGAAUCAGUGAAAAUUAUACUUAUUUCUGAUUUUUAUUUUUAUA
Enhydra lutris kenyoni (northern sea otter) is the source of this 2039-nucleotide messenger RNA. Its product is annotated as zinc finger protein 684. The coding region runs from base 629 to 1771 and encodes 380 amino acids. Gene Ontology annotation, biological process: negative regulation of transcription by RNA polymerase II. Lineage: Eukaryota; Metazoa; Chordata; Mammalia; Carnivora; Mustelidae. Gene Ontology annotation, molecular function: DNA-binding transcription repressor activity, RNA polymerase II-specific. The record is from RefSeq and is a predicted model, not a curated record. The transcript has 4 exons.